CGAUGGUUAGCGAGGUACGAAGGCGUAGUAUAAUGAAGUUAGCUCUGGGCGAAAAAUGUGGGCAACAAAGGCAGGCCUUUGACUCGUCCUGUUUGUGGUCUGGAAUCUGGAGUUGUACAACAGGACAACAGAACAACAGUACAAAAGUACAACCGAACGACCUGCACGGUGCCCGCCGGCCCCACGGGCCAAUCACGGCCGCGGCCCACGUCCUCCACCUCGCCUAUCGCCGACCCAGCGAUGGACGGACUCAAAUCCAUUAUCAAUCCAGAAUUCUGGAUCCCAGUUCCUCACUUCUUCUCUCCUCUCCUCUCCUUAACCACCUCCCCUUAAUUUCGCCAUGUCCACUGAUCUUCUCGUUCCCGAAACUCGGGUCCUGGCCGUCGCCAGCCAUGUUGUGUACGGAUAUGUGGGCAACAAGAUGGCCAGCUUGGUCAUGCAGCUCCUGGGCUGUGACGUCGCCGCCUUGAACACCGUCCACUUCAGCAACCACACGGGCUACCGCCAAUUCAAGGGCACCCGGGCCACGGCCGAGGAGAUCACCGCGCUCUAUGAGGGUCUGACCCAGAGCAACCUGACCGACUUCGACGUCAUGCUGUCCGGCUAUGCUCCCAGCGCGGCGGCCGUCGAAGCCGUCGGGGCCAUUGGCAUGGACCUGCAGCGUAAAGCUGAGAAGAACCCGGGGUCUUUCUUCUGGGUCCUCGACCCCGUAAUGGGCGACCAAGGCCGUCUCUACGUCAACGACGACGUCGUGCCCGCCUACAAGAACAUCAUCCGCCACGCGGACCUCAUCCUCCCCAACCAAUUCGAAGCCGAAGUCCUCUCCAACACCAAAAUCACCAGCCUCUCGACCCUCGCCAGCGCCAUAACCGCCAUCCACAACACCUACAAGAUCCCGCACGUAAUCAUCACCUCCGUGUCCCUCCCCACCCUAACGCCCAACACGCUCACCAUCAUCGGCUCGACGACCCGCUCCGACGGCUCCGCGCGGCUCUUCCGCGUCGACGUCCCCGCCCUGGACUGCUACUUCAGCGGCACGGGCGACAUGUUCGCCGCGCUGACCGUCGCGCGUCUCCGCGAGGCCGUCUUCACGGACCCGGACCCGCAGCUACGGAAUACCAAGUCCUGGGUGUCGCCGGAUGAGGUGCCCGCGACAGAGUUGCCGUUGGCACGGUCCACGGUGAAGGUGCUUGCGAGUAUGCAUUCGGUUUUGGAGAGGACGUUGGAGGUGAGGGAUCGGGAGAUGAAGAGUGGUAAGCCGGUGGUGGAUGGGGUGGAUGGGGUGGAUGGAGAGGAUUCGGCGGAGAGGAAGAAGAGCGAACAUCUCAGGGAGAGCAAGGCUGCCGAGGUGCGGGUUGUCAGGUAUGGGGGGCUGUUGAGACAGCCUGAGGUGGAGUUUCAGGCGACUGAGUGGAGGAGUGAGGAUUUGCCCGUGUAGUAGUUUCGCUGGUCUUUCUCUCCCUUCCCUUCCCUUCCCUUCUCUUCCUCCUCCUCCUCCUCCUCUUCUUUCUUUCUUAUGAUUGUCUCUCGGGCUGUCUGUGUGUUUUUUACUCGGUAUAGAUAUAGCGAAAGAUAUAGAUCGAUUGCAAGCCUCUAAAUAGCAUUGGUUAGUCAUCCAUCUAUCUAGC
Messenger RNA from Aspergillus heteromorphus CBS 117.55, 1628 nucleotides. Its product is annotated as pyridoxal kinase. The transcript has 6 exons. Gene Ontology annotation, molecular function: pyridoxal kinase activity. Lineage: Eukaryota; Fungi; Ascomycota; Eurotiomycetes; Eurotiales; Aspergillaceae. Gene Ontology annotation, biological process: pyridoxal 5'-phosphate salvage. Gene Ontology annotation, cellular component: cytosol. Bases 341 to 1438 code for a protein of 365 amino acids. The record is from RefSeq and is a predicted model, not a curated record.